Molecule: messenger RNA, 429 nt
Organism: Punica granatum (pomegranate)
Lineage: Eukaryota; Viridiplantae; Streptophyta; Magnoliopsida; Myrtales; Lythraceae
Source: RefSeq, a predicted model, not a curated record
AUGGGAGGGAACAUAGGCCAUGACUUAAUUGUUGUAAUGUCGGUCUAUAAGGGUAAUACUAAGAUUUUGGCUUUCAGACUAGAGACUUUCCUUCCUGACUCCAUCUCUCGUAGCCGGAGUGCAUUUGUUGAAGGAAGAGAUAUACGGGACAAAAUCCGGCUCGCUCACGAGCUGGUUAAGGGUUAUAGUAGAAGAGAGAUGAGUCCUAGAUGUUUGGUUAAAGCUGACAUUAUGAAUGCUCUUGACUCGAUCCACUUGAGCUUUCAUUUGAACAUUCCAGCUCCUAUCGAUGUUGCUCGAGUUUUCUUCACCUGGAUAGAGGCCUAUAUCACUGGAGCAAGGUACUCUGUCUGCGGCUUAAUCCGGCCAAAACUAAGACAUAUCACUGGAAUGGAUCAGGAGGAAGCUGAGGAGAAUGAUAGCCACUAG